Messenger RNA from Didymodactylos carnosus, 1008 nucleotides. NCBI's taxonomy places the organism in Eukaryota, Metazoa, Rotifera, Eurotatoria, Philodinida, Philodinidae. The record is from the annotation of a GenBank genome assembly.
AUGAAACAGUCAUUUGAAACUAUUGAAGAAUGGAAAAUAAUUGUCAGAGAUAUAUUUCAACAUGAUCAGUCGCUUGGAAUGGAAUUAAUUAAUAUUUCUAAUCCAGAUUGGAUAUUACUCGGCGAUGUUUAUUUUAAACUUGGUGAAUACAAUUUGGCAUUAAACUGUUAUUUGCAAGUAAAAGAUAAAGAUGUGUGUAACAAAACGAAAACAAAAUCUUAUAAAACGGGAAAAAGACUAAGGCAUAUACUGUCAAAGGCAGAAAAUUGUAAAGAUGUAAAUUUUACAAUUUUAUACAAUAUGAUCGUUUACAAAAGAACAAAAUUAAAUCAAGACUUUUUAGCAAAUAUUAUGUUGAAUUUAUGUUCUGUGCUAUCGUUAUCCCCCAUUAAAAAACAGCAAAUUGAUGUCAAAAGUAUAUUAAUUUCAACAUUAAGUAUGUAUAUUGAAGAUAAGAAUAUUUUAAACAAUAAACAUAUUUUCAAAUUACAUUUAUUAUUAAUAAACCAGAUUUUGGAUGAUAAAUUACUUUUGAACGGUGGCCUCCAUUGGAUGAAUAAAUAUAAAAAGGAUGAUUCUGAAGUGACAAAAUUGUACGAAUUAAACAAAACAAAUAUGUACGAUUUAUCGUCUCAACAAAUAAAUGUAUUGAUAUAUGACUCAUCAGUGGAAGAAUUUACAAAAGUUAUUAAUCAAACGUUCAACAUAGAAGCAUUAAAACAUACGUUACACGAAUAUAUUGAACAUGAAAGAAAUAUAGAUGCACUGCCCAUUAAGUGUCGUUCAAAGCUGUAUAUUAUUGAAAGUCAAAUAAGUAAACUUGUGAAUAAUAUUUUAAAAUCUCUAAAUAUUUUACAUAAAGCAUUAUUGUGUCGUACUGAUGAUAUUGAUGAUAUUUAUGAUAUUGUUGAAUACAAUGUAAUAGAUGGUAUUAUUGAAUACAAUGAGAUAGAUAAUAUUAAUAAAGAUGAGCAUAUUGAUGAUAUUAUCGAAGCUACCCAAGCAUGA